Danio aesculapii is the source of this 3299-nucleotide messenger RNA. It is a transcript of the gene chrnb5b, whose product is annotated as cholinergic receptor, nicotinic, beta 5b. Gene Ontology annotation, cellular component: neuron projection; synapse; postsynaptic membrane. Gene Ontology annotation, biological process: nervous system process; chemical synaptic transmission; regulation of membrane potential. The transcript is spliced from 6 exons. Bases 282 to 1529 code for a protein of 415 amino acids. Gene Ontology annotation, molecular function: transmembrane signaling receptor activity; acetylcholine-gated monoatomic cation-selective channel activity. The record is from RefSeq and is a predicted model, not a curated record. Lineage: Eukaryota; Metazoa; Chordata; Actinopteri; Cypriniformes; Danionidae.
UUGCGUUUAUUCCAAGUGGAGAACGAAUGACACAAGCUACAUUUCACCCUCUGGAGAUCAGAUGACUGAAGUGUGUAACAGAUGCUGAAGACUGAAGUGGUUGAUCCUGGAUCUGUGCUGUUUGGUGUGCAGAAGUGGAGGAGCGCUUGGUGAACUAUUUACUCUCCCCUGACCGGUACAAUAAGCUGAUCCGACCGGCGGUCAACAAAAGCCAACAGGUCACCAUUGCAAUCCAAGUGUCCCUUGCUCAGCUUAUCAGUGUGAAUGAGAGAGAGCAGAUCAUGACCACCAACUGUUGGCUUACUCAGGUAUGGAAUGAUUACCGGUUGAUGUGGGAUCCAGAGGAGUAUGAAGGGAUGAGGAAAGUUCGCCUUCCCUCUCAACAUAUAUGGCUGCCUGACAUCGUCCUGUACAACAAUGCUGAUGGGACAUAUGAGGUGUCUUUCUACUCCAAUGCGGUCGUGUCAAAUAACGGUGAGGUUGCCUGGCUUCCACCGGCCAUUUAUAAGAGUGCCUGUAAAAUCGAGGUCCGGGACUUUCCUUUUGACCAGCAAAACUGCACGCUCAAGUUCCGCUCUUGGACGUACGACCACACAGAAAUAGACCUCAUAUUACUGUCAGACUUCGCCAGUCGAGACGACUUCAAGCCGAGUGGCGAAUGGGACAUCAUCUCCUUGCCUGGACGCAAAAACGAAGACCCAAAUGACGUCACGUAUUUGGAUAUAACCUACGAUUUCAUCAUCAGACGCAAGCCACUGUUUUACACCAUUAACCUGAUCAUCCCUUGUGUCCUCAUCACCUCAUUGGCCAUCUUGGUUUUUUAUCUCCCGUCAGACUGUGGGGAGAAAAUCACAUUGUGUAUUUCGGUUCUUCUGGCCUUGACUGUGUUUCUCCUACUGAUCUCUAAAAUCGUACCCCCCACAUCACUCGCUGUUCCCCUCAUCGGAAAGUAUUUAAUGUUCACAAUGGUGUUAGUGACUUUUUCUAUCGUUACGAGUGUGUGUGUGCUGAACGUGCACCAUCGAUCUCCAAGCACACACUCUAUGCCCAAAUGGGUGAAGUACUACUUUCUGGUGCGUUUGCCUGCUUUUCUUUUCAUGCGACGGCCGGGAGAGUCCAACAAACGGGAUCGGUUUCGCAGGAAGCACCAGCAGUGCUCUUCGUCUGAUGUCCCAGUGAAGAGCGAGGCUGAUGAGGGUGAUUCCACCUUCUUCGUGAACGAGGAUUCAGCCAAUCACAUUGGAUGGAGAGCAGGAGAGCUGCAGGAGAACAGCGAGUUUCGCAAGCGGAUGGCGGUGAAGUGCUCAACGGACAUGGAGGAGGCUGUGAAGGGGGUGAGAUACAUCGCUGACAAGAUGAAGAACGAGGAUGAUGACGAAGGGAUUAUCGAGGACUGGAAGUAUGUGGCUAUGGUGAUCGACCGUCUGUUCCUGUGGAUCUUUGUUUUAGUGUGUGUUGCAGGAACCAUCGGCCUCUUCAUGCAGCCGCUCUUCAAGAGUUAUAACACACCGGCCACUGAGGAUUUGUAGAUCACAUAAACUCAGAUCAGCUUCAACCCAACCCACAUAACGGUUUCAUUUCAAUGCCCACCGAACACCCCAGUCUUACCAUGUACUCAACAUUACAACCAGCUUAUUUCAAUAAAUAUUGUAGCAAAAAAGACCCCAACAAUGGACCUGGCGCAUUUCAUAAAGCGUUAAGCACUGUGGACGACUCAAAUCACACUGACACAAACUUCUUGGAUGCCGAUGAGUCAGAGCACAAUACAGGACACAGUCUGAAUAUUUAGCUGACCCCAACACUGACCCGAACCCUUCAGAGCUGUCAUUCAUUCUCAACAUUCAGCCCUGAAGGCCUCAACAUUCUCCAGCCUCUCACAAUAUAAAGCCCCAAAAUCCCACAAUGACCUCAAACCAACACGAAACUAAAACAUACUGCAAACAUGUGUGUGUAAAGGAUACUUAUGCAGGCUUUUACAUAGAGAACACUUAAAUUGGAGCAACUUUCUGGUAAACUACCAUUUAGAGAUCUUGAUUUAGAGAUGCAAUGGUAAUAAAAAGAAUCUUACUGGUAAAAAGACAGAAAGCCAUCACUUGUGUGACAAUACGAUUUCUGCAAAAGUAAUUUUAGGAUAAUUUUAUGGUAAAUUAUGAGACUGCUGUGUGAAACAGACCUAUAGCGUGUUUUAACUAAUGUACUGACUAUAACAAUGUCAACCAAACAUCAAGAUCAAUGUGGCCGCUUACUUUUAAGUGAAAUAAAAGUUGUUUACUGGAAUACACAUAUUACAGUUUAACUUACUGUACCCACACAUGUAUACACUACCUGACAAAAGUCUUCUCGACAGUUGUAAGAGCAAAAGAUAAUAACUUGACCUCUAGUUUAUAAUUGGAAAAGUAGCAGAAGGUAGAUUUUUUUUCCAAUGAAUCAUCUGUUGAACUGCAUCCCAAUCAUUACAAAUACUGCAGAAGACCUAUUGGAAUGCACAUGGACCCAAGAUUCUCACAGAAAUCAAUUUGGUGAAGGAAAAAUCAUGGUUUUGGGUUACAUUCAGUAUGGGGGUAUGCGAAUGGAUGGCAACAUCAACAGCCUGAGGUAUCAAGACAUUUGUGCUGCCUAUUACAUUACAAACCACAGCAGAGGGCAAAUUCUUCAGCAGGAUAGCGCUAUUUCUCAUACUUCAGCCUCCACAUCAAAGUUCCUAAGAGCAAAGAAGGUCAAGGUGCUCCAGGAUAGGCCAGCCCAGUCACCAGAAAUGAACAUUAUUGAGCAUGUCUGGGGUAAGAUGGAGGAGGCAUAGAAGAUGAAUCCAAAGAAUCUUGAUGAACUCUGGGAGUCCUGCAAGAACGCUUUCUUUGACAUUCCAGAUGACUUUAUUAAUAAGUUAUUUGAGUCAUUGCAGAGAUGUCUGGUUGCAGUCCUCCAAGCUCAUGGGAGUCAUACACAAUAUUAUUGCUUUUUCCACUGCAGCAUGACUUUAUAUUCUAUACUGUACAUUAUUGCAGUUAAGUGACAAAACUUUUGUCUAAGCAAAGUCAGACCUUACUGUCCUAAUUAAUUGAUUAAAAAUCAAGGCAUGAUCAUGUUUUAUUUUGGUAAAAUAAGCGUAAUCUAGAGGCCUUUGCCUUAAAUAUAAGCCACUUCUGAUACCAAAUGAUCAACUACAAGUCAAGUUAUUGUUUGUUGUUCCUAAAACUUGGAUAGGUGACAAGACUUUGGUCAGGUAUUGUAUACUGUUCUUUAAUACAAACUUCACAUUUUCCCUUAUUAUACUGUUAAGUUGGUUCAAACAUAACAUA